This is a messenger RNA of Homalodisca vitripennis (glassy-winged sharpshooter), 620 nucleotides long. RefSeq lists its product as uncharacterized. Lineage: Eukaryota; Metazoa; Arthropoda; Insecta; Hemiptera; Cicadellidae. The transcript is spliced from 2 exons. The coding region runs from base 56 to 451 and encodes 131 amino acids. The record is from RefSeq and is a predicted model, not a curated record.
CUUUAACUACAAAAUGAAUUGAACAUUUCAAAAUAGGUUUGUUUUUGUUACAGAGAUGUAUGUUUCGUCGUUAUUCCUCCCAUCUGUCUUUCUAUUAAUCUUGUGGCUAGGAGUAGUAACAGAUGCUCGAGAAGCCCAGACCCUUCACGUGACGUGUAAGUACCCUGACGGCGUGAGACACACCUGCAGCACUUACGAGCCGUGCGUCUCCUGCAUUGACUCGUGGAAGCAUGUAUACCAUCGCUGCAGCAAGUGUAACGGGGACGACUCCAACCACUGGUACGACCCGCAAAAGCUGCCCAAGCACCUCAAGUACUACACUAAAGUCUGCUUGAAGAAAAAGCGUUGCUCGGUCUGCCCAGUCUGUCAGCAAAUCAGAGACGGCUACAAGCACGAUCCCUACUUGGGUUGUGAUGGCUGCGAGAGUGGACACGACUAUGUACCUGCUUGAUAAAUAUAUUUACAGCUUGAAUUACUUUAAUUAACUACGUUUUGGUCAUUAUGAAGAAAGAUUUUUAAGGUAAAUUUUUAUCACACACAGCAACAAUGUUUUUAUCAGUUUCCUCAGUAAUACAGCUUAACUUACGAAUUUUCUUAUUUCAGAGCAGCAUUGUAUCCUA